This is a messenger RNA of Chionomys nivalis (European snow vole), 2759 nucleotides long. RefSeq names its product homeobox A3 (gene Hoxa3). Gene Ontology annotation, cellular component: nucleus. The transcript has 5 exons. Gene Ontology annotation, molecular function: DNA-binding transcription factor activity, RNA polymerase II-specific; RNA polymerase II cis-regulatory region sequence-specific DNA binding. The record is from RefSeq and is a predicted model, not a curated record. Gene Ontology annotation, biological process: regulation of transcription by RNA polymerase II. NCBI's taxonomy places the organism in Eukaryota, Metazoa, Chordata, Mammalia, Rodentia, Cricetidae. The coding region runs from base 562 to 1896 and encodes 444 amino acids.
CUUCUCAGCCUGCCUAGGCUGCGCUUUGUCCGGCGAUGGCGAGCGAGGGGAAGCCACUGCCAGGCCCAGGCCCGCCGCUGUCGCUGGAGGUGGGGCGCGUCCAGUUCCUGGAGCAGCAGCCGCCGCUUUGCAACUCACAACCUGGCUAAUUUCCUGCGUCCUCUGGCACCAGGAAGGAGGACAAUUCGUCUCCUGGGCUGCUGAAGCGGACAGCUGUCAGAGAGGCAGGAGCUUCUGGGAGCCGCGGUCUGAAGGCUACAUGUGCUGCCUGGUCAUUCAAAUUGUCAAUUUUAGGUCCAGAAGUGUCCAAACCACAAGUUCUCAAAACUCUCAGAGAAAUGGCUCCCUCCAAGUUAAGAGUGCCUGGACACUGGAAAAAGCGAAUCCCUGAGCACCUGGAAUCGAAGAGCAUUCCGGGUUCAGAUUUAAACACCUUUGGAGGUCUGCGUGGGGCGGCCAUUGGCGGCGGAGUGUCACGUGACCGCGGGGGCGUGCCAAUGUGCUCCCUUACGGGUGUCAAGCCCCUGUCAGAGUGUGCGCUCACGAUCGUGAAACAUCGCGAUGCAAAAAGCGACCUUCUACGACAGCUCGGCGAUCUACGGUGGCUACCCCUACCAAGCAGCCAAUGGGUUCGCUUACAAUGCCAGUCAGCAGCCAUACGCGCAGCCUGCGGCUUUGGGCACCGAUGGCGUUGAGUACCACCGACCCGCCUGCUCCCUCCAGUCCCCCGCCAGUGCUGGAGGUCACCCCAAAGCUCACGAGCUGAGUGAAGCGUGUCUGCGCACCUUGAGUGGCCCUCCUAGCCAGCCCCCAGGUUUGGGUGAUCCGCCUUUGCCUCCACCUCCUCCCCAGGCAGCACCCCCAGCCCCACAGCCUCCCCAGCCGCCACCACAGCCCCCUGCCCCCACUCCUGCAGCUCCCCCGCCUCCCUCUUCUGUAUCCCCCCCUCAAAGUGCCAACAGCAACCCUACCCCCACCAGCACAGCCAAGAGCCCCCUGCUCAACUCUCCCACAGUGGGCAAACAAAUCUUUCCCUGGAUGAAGGAGUCGAGACAGAACACUAAGCAGAAAACCAGCGGCUCCAGUUCAGGGGAGAGCUGCGCUGGUGACAAGAGCCCGCCUGGGCAAGCUUCGUCCAAGCGCGCGCGCACGGCGUACACGAGCGCGCAGCUGGUUGAGCUGGAGAAGGAGUUCCACUUCAACCGCUACCUUUGCCGGCCGCGCCGAGUGGAAAUGGCCAACCUGCUGAACCUCACAGAGCGCCAGAUCAAGAUCUGGUUCCAGAACCGCCGAAUGAAGUACAAGAAGGACCAGAAGGGCAAAGGCAUGCUGACCUCGUCUGGGGGCCAGUCCCCAAGUCGCAGUCCGGUGCCUCCCGGUGCAGGAGGUUAUCUGAACUCUAUGCAUUCGCUGGUCAACAGUGCCCCUUAUGAGCCCCAGUCACCCCCUCCCUUCUCCAAGCCCCCCCAAGGCGCCUAUGGGUUGCCUCCUGCCUCCUACCCCGCUCCCUUGCCCAACUGCGCUCCCCCUCCUCCCCCACAGAAGCGCUACGCAGCGGCGGGGUCAGGCGCAGGGGCCACCCCUGACUAUGACCCGCAUGCUCACAGCCUGCAGGGUAACGGCAGCUAUGGGACCCCACACUUACAGGGAAGCCCCGUCUUCGUGGGGGGCAGCUAUGUGGAGCCCAUGAGCAACUCCGGGCCAGCACUCUUUGGCCUAACCCACCUCCCCCACACCACCUCGGCUGCCAUGGACUAUGGGGGCACUGGGCCGCUGGGCAGCGGUCACCACCAUGGGCCGGGGCCUGGGGAGCCGCACCCCACCUAUACGGACCUUACUGCCCACCAUCCUUCUCAGGGAAGAAUUCAGGAAGCGCCCAAACUCACCCACCUGUGAUGAUGGGCCAGGAGAGUUGCCCUCCACAGCUUCUUUGGUUCUUUUUCCUUUUUAAAAUUUUGUUUUGUUGUAUGUUCUGCCUCCCUCUCCCUUUUCUUCUCUGCACCCCUCCCUCAUUUUUUUCCUUUGGUAAUGCGUUUUUAUGGUUUAUGUGACGUAGCAAUCUUGGUUGCUGGAAAGGCUGUAUCAGUAGUGACAUUUACAACCCCCACCGCCCAGCCCCGGCUCUGGCUCUACACCCCUAACCUUCUCUACUCUUUGAUAAGAAACAGGGUAUAUGAACAAACUUGCUAGUUGAGUUUUCAAUGUGAAUUUGUUUGUACGUUAUGGCUCCGGAGAGGAAGCAAUUACGUUUAUUUUUUUUUUAAGUUUUAGUUUUUAAAAUUGCACUUCUUGUAAUGAGCGAGAAAAAGAAAUCAAAGGCGCUUUGAAACAGGGACUCCCUGUGCAAAGAUGACUAAGUGUACGUCUUUCCGUGUGUGUAUGCUUGUGAACAGUCAGAUUUAUUUAUAUUUUUUGCAAGCAUUGAAUAGUCUAAGUUUUAAAUAUUAUUUAUCCCCAUCCGUUCGUAUUUAUAUUAAAGAAAUUCUGUACCCUGAUUGUUCAGAAGGUUUCUUGAGCCUUUUGUUCAAUGGUGUAUUGGCAUACAUAUAAAAUUUAUUUGAAAGGGAAAUAAAAUUCCUUUAUAAAAACCGUAGCGAUGCAAUAAGAACAGAGAAGACCCAGCGUUUGAAAACAGUGGUUUAGGUUUGAGACAUCCGGCAGAACUGAACGCUAAAAAUGCUAAUUUGUUUUGAGAGUUUUACAUUCCUUGCUGCUCACAUUCUGAGAAACAAAACAAAAAUAAAAAAUAAAGUUUUUAU